Molecule: messenger RNA, 1359 nt
Organism: Durio zibethinus
Lineage: Eukaryota; Viridiplantae; Streptophyta; Magnoliopsida; Malvales; Malvaceae
Product: bidirectional sugar transporter SWEET4-like
Biological process (GO): carbohydrate transport
Cellular component (GO): membrane
Molecular function (GO): sugar transmembrane transporter activity
Source: RefSeq, a predicted model, not a curated record
UAUCCAUUUUUUUGUGAUCAAUAAUCAAACAACCAAAGACGAAAUUAGGUAUAAAAAAAAAGGGCCAAAUAAUAAAUUCAAUGGAGGAAAAAGAGUCAAAUAAUAAAUUUCAUGGGAAAGAUUACUACACAUAUAAAGGUGUUAAAUUUUUUUUUUUAGAGGGGGAGCCAUGGCCUAUGCCUGCCUCCUAGCUACUCCCCUACAUUCACGUACUAAAAUUUCCACAAACUAAAUUCUCAGUUUGGAAAGACUCUGAGUCAUUGCAUUCAAUUCUUUUGGAUUGUAAUUUCACAUAUAAAUUCAUCAGCUGAUAUAUAUCUGUCCGAUAUUUAUAUUUGACAAGUAACAACUGCUGCAUUCUUGUUUUGGAUUCUUCAUUUUCUUCUUGCUCUCUGACUCCUUUUUCUAAGUAAGCUUAAAAGAUGGUUAGUACUGAGGUUGCAAGGACAAUUGUAGGGACCAUUGGAAAUGUCAUCUCUUUCUUCCUAUUUGCAUCACCAAUACCAACAAUUGUGAACAUGUACAAGAAAAAAGCAGCGGAGGAAUUCAAACCAGAUCCUUACAUAGCAACUGUAAUGAACUGUAUGUUGUGGGUUUUCUAUGGUUUACCAAUUGUUCAUCCUGAUAGCACCCUUGUUGUCGCCAUUAAUAGCAUUGGACUUGCAAUGGAGCUCAUUUACCUCUCCUUCUUCUUCAUUUACGCUAAGAGGAGUGGCCGACUAAAGGUUAUUGGGUGGCUAUGCAUAGAGAUUAUGCUUUUGGGGGUUGUGGCCUCAUGCACAUUGCUGUUGCGCAAAACUCAUGCCCAAAGAUCUGCCAUUGUUGGAAUCCUUUGUGUCAUAUUUGGGGUGCUAAUGUAUGCUUCACCUCUUACCAUCAUGUGGAAGGUGAUCAAAACAAAGAGUGUGAAAUACAUGCCAUUUAACCUCUCAUUGGCCAACUUUCUUAAUGGAAUUAUUUGGGUGACUUAUGCCCUCAUUCGAUUUGAUCUCUAUAUCUUGAUUGGAAAUGGAUUGGGGGCACUAUCUGGAGCAAUACAGUUGAUUCUCUAUGCUUGCUACUUCAGCUCUACCUCGAAAAAAGACGACGACGAUGAUGAUGAUGAUGUUAAGCCUUCUGAACUGUAACUCUCCGGUAGCAAUGGACCAGCUAGACCAACAGUUUGAUCAAUAUUGAUGACUAAAGCAAUAAAAGUCAUAUUCUAAGUAAUUUUUCUUGAAAGAAUUAUAUGAAUGUGUUGUCAGGGACGGAUCUACGAUUGGGGCAGUAGGGGCAGCUACUUUUACUAAGAUCCUAUAUCUCAUAGAUUUUGUUAUAAUUUCGUUGGAAAAUUUUAAUUCUUUUAUAGUUUGCCCCUAU